Molecule: messenger RNA, 5255 nt
Organism: Orbicella faveolata
Lineage: Eukaryota; Metazoa; Cnidaria; Anthozoa; Scleractinia; Merulinidae
Product: CCR4-NOT transcription complex subunit 6-like
Molecular function (GO): 3'-5'-RNA exonuclease activity; protein binding
Source: RefSeq, a predicted model, not a curated record
AAGCCUUGUUCAAUGGUCUAAAUUGGUGGCCAUGUUGUACGCCAUCUUUGUGGAGUAUUUUUUCAGGAAAAGAGUGUCAUGAUUCGUUCGAAAUGCCGAAGGAUAAGCAUGAAAAUAAUGAUCUUCGAAGAAAUUAUACCCUAAUGAGUGCUGAGGAUGUAGCUAACGGCAAAAAGUCGAAAUGGACCGAACUGGAAAUUACGGCUCGAUCGAUUCGUAAUUUGAGCCCAACACUAUGGCAGCUGGAUUUUUUGACUGCGUUGUUUCUAAACGACAAUAAUCUUACAAAGAUUCCCCCGGAGAUCUCCAGGCUUGCUCAGCUCAAGCACCUGGAUUUGUCGUCGAAUAAACUGCGAAGUUUGCCCAGCGAACUUGGAGAUCUGGUCACAUUACGUGAGCUACUUCUAUGCAACAAUAAUCUGAGAGUUUUACCAAACGAACUAGGAAAACUUUUCCAGUUACAGACUCUUGGAUUGCAGGGAAAUCCCUUGCCCCAGGAUGUGUUAAGUGUAAAUGCAGAACAGAAUGGAACAGCAAAACUUCUGAGCUUUAUGCUGGACAAUUUAACUGUUUGUCCUCGACCACCAGAGAGACAGUGGAUCUCACUACAACCUGACAGAUCAAGAAAUCCUGCACUUACAUUUAGUGUCAUGUGCUAUAAUGUGCUUUGUGACAAGUAUUGCACAAGACAGAUAUAUGGCUAUUGUCCGUCAUGGGCGUUAGAUUGGGAAUACAGGAAAACAGCGAUUUUAAAAGAAAUUCUUCAUUAUGGGGCAGACAUUCUUGGCUUACAGGAAAUUGAAACAGAGCAGUUCUUUAACUUUUUUCUUCCUGAGCUUCAACAACAUGGGUAUAAUGGAAUUUUCAGUCCAAAAUCCAGAGCGAGGACAAUGACGGAAGAAGAUAGGAAAUAUGUUGAUGGCUGUGCAAUAUUCUACAGGACAUCAAAAUUCACCUUUGUGAAGGAGUACCUCAUUGAGUUCAAUCAACUAGCAAUGGCAAAUGCCUCAGGUGCUGAUGACAUGCUCAACAGAGUCAUGACCAAAGAUAAUAUUGGCAUUGCAGCACUGCUGGAGCUCAAAGAGGGCUACCUUAACUACGGCAAUGACGUGAACAUGCCGAGGCAACAGGUGCUUGUGUCUAAUGUUCACAUCCACUGGGAUCCCGAGUUCAAAGAUGUCAAGCUGAUUCAAACAGUCAUGCUUAUGCAUGAGUUGAUGAACAUCAUGCAAGAGAUCAAUCCAGGUUUCAUGGUCCAGGGAGGUAAAAAUGGCACACCACCAAGCAAGUCCAUUCCAUUGGUGUGCUGUGGUGAUCUUAACUCCUUACCUGAAUCAGGUGUUGUUGAAUUCUUGGAUAAUGGAAGGGUACGGAUUGACCAUGGUGACUUCUUGGACAUGAAGUACGAUGGUUUCCUCUCUCGUCUCAGCAACAGUAAGAACGGCGAGAAGUGUGGGGAUCUAACUCACUGUUUCAAACUCAGUCGUGCCUACUCCGAGGAGCAGAUGUCAUACAGCAACCUUACGUAUUCAUUCACUGGAGUCAUUGAUUAUAUUUAUUACACGUCCGACCUUCUUGUUCCUGUUGGGGUCCUCGGCUCAGUCAGUAAGGAAUACAUCAAGGAAAACAAGGUCAUCGGCUGGCCACACCCUCAUUUCCCAUCAGAUCACCAGUCUCUGCUCGUAGAAUUUGAGGCGCUGAGCUUCAGUAAUGGGGUUCCAGUUUAUGGGUAUAUGCCAGGUGCACAUCAUCCCAGGUAGUGUUACAUGCCAUUCUUACGUCAAUAUUAUUGUAAAUUUGUAACAAAGGUGUAAAAAGGCUGACUUGAAGGAAGCCAUUUUUAAGGAUCUAGUCGCAAGACUUGUUUUGUAUUCAGUCUGGUAGACCAGUUGGCCAGUGGAGGCAUUUUUCCCUCAGUCAGUUUUAUAACCACGUUUAAGCAAAGGGAGAAUAGCAGUUACCCUGACAUUUCAGCAGUUGGUUGGUUAACAGGGAGUAAUUGCAGGGAUUUAGCUAAGAAUACACUAAGGCCUAGGUCAAUUGUCGAACUUCACAAGAAACAAACUAAAUUGCAAUUUGAAUCGAUCCAAAUGGAUAAAGCUUGACCACUGGGUCAAACAUUGAACCUAAUUUGAAUUUAGAUUGACCAACACAUUCUAUCCAUCUGCUUUAGACAGAUAGAAUGUGUUAGUCAACCUUAAUUCAGUCGAGCAAACUCAGUCAAGUCAAAUAAAACUUUGCUCAGUUUAGUGCGUCUCAUGUGAAGUUCAACAUUUGACCUGGGCCUGAGUUGGCUCAGUAACAAGGUCAGUCUUGGAGGAAGAAGUCCUUGUUUUCUAGUGAAAUUUCAGUUGGUUAAGAGCUCUCUUUUAGCCGGUGAAAUUAGCUACCAUUUUGUUCUUUGCUACAUCCCUGUGGUUGUUAUAAUUUUAUGUUUGUAGUAGUAAUUUAUUAAAGUUCUAGUGAUGUGUUCAUACAGCUGUCGAUACAAGUGCAAUAAGAAGUGAUAUUUAAUUUUCUUAAAGUAGACAAAGAUCUGUAUCUUAGUCCAGUCGACCCUAACAUGGGAUAUGAGUAAAUGCCACAGAUGAAAUUGCAGGAACACAUGUACCAUACAAGUUUUCAUAAUUUGUUUGCAAAUACAUGUGACUAAAAACAGGCAAAACUUUACUUACAAAGAACAUGCAACUGUCAUAAAGCCUGAGGAUAUUCUAAUGACAUGUGUUUAAAUUGCAUGUAGAUUAGAACUACAAGUGUCAUUUGCAAUCUGCGCACAUGCAUGAAUGGAAACGAAAGUACAUACAGAGUGGUACAGUGUGUUUACUUGUAUGUACAAGUCAGUCUUAAAGAGACAGUGUCCUGGUUGUGAUGGGGCUGUGAUAUUGUGUUUUAACAAGUAUGGCUGGGGGCUUGCCCUAAACGUGCAUUAUUAUCUUGCAAUAGAAAGGAAAAGCAAUGCCAAAAGUGUUGAAAGCAAAGAAAUAUCAGCUAAAAUAGCAAUUUAGUAUGGAAAUUAAGAAAGACAACCUUCAAUAAUCAGCUGAGACACUGUCUCUAGAGAACAUGCAUUCGUAGACUGGAACUGACUCACUUAAAAUAGUGUCUUUUAUCUGACCACCACUGAACUGCAAUAUGAAUGUACCUAUUACGUAUCUCAAUGUUUUGUUUUGGUUUUGUUCAAUUAUUAGAUGUCAGUUGUGUACUGUAGGUGGCGUUGUGUAUUUUUAGGCAAAGAAUAUUUUUGAAAGAGUUUUUCCAUUGCAUAGUUGCAGAAAUGACGUACUCUUAGUAACAAAUAGUUCAUGCACUUGCAGUCUGAACAUUGUAUCGUAAUUGCCUGGACCUUUUUCAUACAAGAGUAGAAAGUUUGUUUUCGUCCGAAAAUGAUAAGAAUUGUCUGAAGGUUUCAGUCGUUAUAUGAACCUUUUUGGUGAACUAAGAACAAAACAAGUGAGAAAAACUUCAGCCAAGAAAUAUUCAACGCCCUCCAUACCAGUUAAAUGCUAGAUUUAGAAUUUCGUUUGCCAGUAUAGUUGUAGAACUUUAGGUGGUGAAGCAAUAUGUUUCGUCGUACGUUAAAAAGAUUUGCCAACCAUGUGGUGCAAACAGCAGUUUAUCAGCAUGUUAGCUCAUGUUGAUGUCGACUUGAACUUUGCACCACUUAAGAAAGAGGAAGCGAAGUCAACGUAACCUGGUGUGGUCAUAAAAAUGAGGUUGAGAAAACUCAAACUUUAGGUAAGCUUGGGUUUAUAUGAGGAUCUUAAAGUUUCUUUCUUCCAAACUCGUUCGUGUGUCUGACUGGGCUUUGUAAACUAUAAGCCGCCAUUUUCCUUUUGGAGGACACGUUCGUGUUGCGUGACGUCAUCGUCGUAUCAAUCCAAUCAGAACAUACCUCUGUCUAAAACCCGAAUCUGUUGUUUGCUCCACGUGGUUGGAUUGGAUGGAGUUGCAAAAAUGUAAUUUACCCAAAUGCACUGGGGGUUGUAUUGUAAACCGUUUUUAUCUUAUUUAUGUUAAGCAGACUUGUCUUUUUUUAUUAGAUUGUAGUUAGCUACGUAAUGGACUUUGUGUAACUUGCAACGUUACGAGUGUAAAGUGUGUUUUUUGGCAAAACGUCUGGUAAAAAUUACCGAGGGUGAAAGCCCGUUAUAUUGGCCAUCUUAUUGUUUCAUCGCCUUGUUCGUGAUACUUUCAUUUCUUCCUUUGCAUGAACGCAGAAUAUUACGCAGUUUUAUUUUUAGUCCUUGAAGAGAACUUGACCAUUUUCUGCUUACUUAAGUUAAGCUUUUUGUGUGUGUUUUGUUUUUAUUUAAUUUAAAGCAAUAUUGAAGUUUAUAUACUAGCCAAAUUAUUCCGGCCCGAAGGAAAUGUGUGUGUAGAGUUAAAGAGGUACUCUCAGUACAAGUGGUGGAGGUCGGGUGUCAAAAUUGACCGUGCGGAUGCCCGCGGGACUAGAUAUCCCGCGGGAAGAAUUAGCCGCCGGAAUAAUAGUCAUGUACUUCACAUCCCCGUUUUUGUUGGUCACUGAUAAAUGUCCAUAUUGUUUUUUGAGUAGUGUAUGUCUUUAAAUUCUUUAGAUUAUGUAGGAGUGAACAAAUUAAGCCAAUUGUUAUGAUUUUUAGGAAAGAGAUAGUAAAUUUGGUUAGUUUGAUUUUCUGUUUUAAGAAAUAUAAGCCUUGUAAUUCCUAAGUUCAGCGCUUGCUGCUGGAGUGUUUUGUCGCAGCAAAAACUGAAACGAGCGAAAUGAACAUUUCUCAGUGAUCAAUUAAACUUCUUGGUCAUUAUUAUUAUAUUAUUUUUAUGUGUAGUUCGAUCUUAGUUAUUGCCCCUAAAAGUGUGUUUAUUUUUAACAAACAAAAUUUGCACACUAUCGAUCAGGUAUCGGCUAAUAUUCGUCAAGCAAGACUUUCAUUAACUUUUUGAAAUUCCGGCCGUUUCUUCUCUACAGUUUUAGAUGUAAGAAAUACAUUUUACUGACUUUUCUUGGCGUGUUGCUAACUGUAUUUGAGUUGAGAGGCCAUCAUCUUGCUGUUGCAUUAGAUGAAGUGUGCAAACUUUGUUUUGAUACCAGAAGUUUUGUGUCGAGCAGUCUUGGCUAUUUACUUCGUCGCAGUAGUUUCGAGUAAGGUUGUAAGUUUGUAGAAAGUUAGCAAGUGCCAUUACAUUGUAACUCGGAGAUAAAAAUUUUUAAUCCAAACUGGCAUUUCUGAGAAAAAGACGGAAAACGACUGGAAUAAACUCCGUGAACAGAUAGA